Messenger RNA from Klebsormidium nitens, 1913 nucleotides. NCBI's taxonomy places the organism in Eukaryota, Viridiplantae, Streptophyta, Klebsormidiophyceae, Klebsormidiales, Klebsormidiaceae. The record is from the annotation of a GenBank genome assembly.
AUCAGAAGCUCAGUUCUGCCUUAGGCUUUGGACAGCUCCGCUCCAGCUCCACUUCAGCCGGAGGGCUCGCAGCUCAGCAACAGAAUGCUGAGGUUGUAGGCGAUGCGGAUGCUGUAAAGAAGCGUCCGACGGGUAUUCUUCCCCACUGAAGGCGUACUUAUAUGGUAGCGGUCAACGCAUCUCAAAAAGUUCAUUAGCGCCUUGUUUUUUGGUUCGAAACAGAACAGCACACAAACCCAGUGACAGGAUUUGUCACCAAAUCUGCAAGAUGGAGAGCCCAGCACCAGGAAAAGAUCCUGCAAACAGCAAAGCUUCAGACUCUGAAGCAGCCAAUGCGCUGAAACAGAUGGAAAAGAUGGCUCUUUUCAUGAAGCCUGAAGAUAUGCCGGAAGAUCCUUCUCAAAAUGAUGACUUGGCUGCCAUUCAGGCCCUCAUAUAUGAUGACCAGACGCCUGAAGAGAUUGCUGAGAACUUCAAGGAUCAGGGCAACCAUGCUUUGACAAAACAUAAGCGGUUCAUACCCGACGCUGUCAAGUUUUACACACAAGCGAUCGACCAAAAGGUCGAAGACCCAGUCAGAAACUCCAUCUACUAUGCCAACAGAAGUCACGCAAACCUUCUCCUUGGAAACUAUCGGAGGGCUUUACAAGACAGCCAAGAAGCUGUACGCCUUAAUCCAGACAAUAUAAAGGCGUACUUUCGAGCUGCAAAGGCCGCCUUCAAUUUAGGGGAAUACGACGAAGCGGUUCAGCAAGCUAUGGCUGGCUUAGAAAAAGACCCAGAAAAUGAGGAACUUCGGAAGUGGAAAGAAAAAGCAGAGAAAGAAGUUGCUGUCACAAGAGCGCGGCGAGAUCGAGAAGCUAAGGCCUUGGCUGACUCGCAGCGUCUAGCCAAGGCCCUAGUGGAACGCGAAGUGAAAGUGGGGCCGCCUGCGUACAAGCAACAGAGGGGCGGGAAGGUGCCUUGGAUCGACGAAAGCAACCUGAUCCACUGGCCGGUUCUCUUCGUCUACGGCGAGACGAUGGUGACGGACUUCAUCGAGGACUUCAUGGAGACGGACAACUUCCGUUUCCAUCUCGACGACAUGUUUGGGGACGGAGCCCCUCCGCUUGCGUGGGACCAACGGCGGGAGUACACCCGAGAUCGAGUGCAGCUCUAUUACCAGGAAAACGCUAUGAAGCCGUUGCCCCAGACGAGGUGGCCAGAGGUGUUCCUGUCAGACCCGGGGGCAACAGCGGCUGCCGAAACAGUCGAAGACGCUGCCACAUCUACUUCUUUUGUGACGCAUCCGGAAGACAGGAGGUGGAGGAGAAUUGAGGAGCAAGAUACUCUGGGGGCAAUCUUGGCACGGCCUGGCCACGUGAUCCCAGGCAUCCCAGUGUUCUACGUCACGUCUGAAAACAGCUCCUUCGCCAGUCGGAUGUCAAAUGGUCAAUGGGUGCCACCCUAGUGUACCCCUAAGCGGAAUAUGACAGCUCGUAAGCUUCCUUAGUGUCUACAUAUUACUCAGGAAGACGGUUAGCUUUGACAAUCUUUACAGAAAGAGGCCUUAAUCCUGAUUACCUUAUUUCUUUGUUCGUUAACGCUCUCAGACGAACUCUGAUGGAAGUAGCCUUGACUCAUUGAAAGCACUAUAAGCGCAUGUGAGCAAGAGCAACGGCAGGUCUUCAUUGACUUGAGCAGGUUGUCGAAAGCUUUUUUUUUGCAUGCGGGAGACAAUCCUUGCGGCUCAAAAAAGAAAGGGCAGAACGUCCAACGGACGUCCAAUCGAGCCAUAUCAAUGAUUCAACUGGGUGGCAAUUGUUGGGCUGCACAGUGCCCCUGAAGAACUUGUCCUCUGUUUGAUUCCAAGAUGGAAGCAGUCAUCUCCCCGCCCUAUACUCAGAUAUGUUGCAACGAGUCUCUUGAUCACC